Colius striatus (speckled mousebird) is the source of this 408-nucleotide messenger RNA. Its product is annotated as protein lin-28 homolog B-like. The record is from RefSeq and is a predicted model, not a curated record. Lineage: Eukaryota; Metazoa; Chordata; Aves; Coliiformes; Coliidae. Gene Ontology annotation, molecular function: nucleic acid binding. Bases 1 to 408 code for a protein of 135 amino acids. The transcript has 3 exons.
AUGGGAUCGGUCUUAAACCAGCAAUAUUCAACAGGGGCGAGUAAAGGUGGAGACAAGCCCGGGAAGUUGCCGGAGGAGGAGGAAGAGGAGGAAUCCCAGGUUUUGCACGGAACCGGCCAUUGCAAAUGGUUUAAUGAGAGAAUGGGAUUCGGGUAUAUCUCCAUGAGCAACCGAGAGGGAAGCCCCUUGGAGUCUCCAGUUGAUGUCUUUGUACACCAAAGCAAGCUUUACAUGGAAGGAUUUAGAAGCCUAAAAGAAGGAGAACCAGUGGAAUUUACUUUUAAGAAAUCUUCCAACGGCCUUGAAUCAAUACGGGUAACAGGCCCUGGAGGGAGCCCCUGCUUAGGAAGUGAAAGACGACCCAAAGGGAAGACAGUACAAAAAAGAAAACCAAAGGGAGAUAGGUAA